Molecule: messenger RNA, 2764 nt
Organism: Diaporthe batatas
Lineage: Eukaryota; Fungi; Ascomycota; Sordariomycetes; Diaporthales; Diaporthaceae
Exons: 2
Coding region: 169-2256 (695 amino acids)
Biological process (GO): regulation of translation
Cellular component (GO): nucleolus
Molecular function (GO): mRNA binding
Source: RefSeq, a predicted model, not a curated record
GGCGUUAUCGAGGGGCUUUGGGUUUGAUAAGCACACCGCCUAAAUUUGUCGAACAAGGGUCUCGACGGCAGAAUCGCCAUCUCCCUAGAAAAUUUCCAUCUACCUAUAGCCUUCGACAACUUUACCAUCUCGGUUACCCGCCUAAGUAACCCACACCGGCACACAACAAUGGCCACCAAAAGCGCAAAAGCUGGCGACAAACGCAAGGCCGCGGUCGAGGCCCCUGAGAAGAAAGUCAAGAAGUUCGAAGUGAAGAAGGAACGUCCUGACUCAACACGGAAACUCUUCAGGAACGAAGACGCUUCGGACGACGGCAGCGAUGACGACUCGUCCGAUGGAGAGGACGGCGGCGCCGAGCUUCCUGCAAAGAAGAAGGCGAAACAGACCAAAGGGGCAGAGAAAACCGGAGACAACGACGUGACAGAAAAGAAGCACGAGCGAAGUGGCGAAACCUCGAGAGAAUCGCACAUCAAGCAGAAGCAGCUGGCCAAGGAGCGAAAGGCUGCCCGCCCUCUUGCAGAUGAGCUGCAGAGGGCCAAGAAGAUCUGGGAGCGACUACGGCGAAAGUCCCACGUGCCAAAGGAGGAGAGGCAGCAAUUGGUCGACGAGUUGUUCCAAAUCAUCACCGGCCGCGUCAAGGACUUCGUCCUCAAGCAUGACGCCGUACGGGCUGUCCAGACUGCACUCAAAUACGCAAAGACGGAACAACGAAAGGUGAUCACGCAAGAGCUCCAGGGUACUUACGCCCAGCUGGCCGAGAGCAGAUAUGCCAAAUUCCUCAUUGGCAAGAUGCUGGUCCAGAACGACCCAGAGAUCCGGGACAUGAUCAUUCCUGAGUUCUACGGCAAAAUCAGGAAGCUCAUCAACCACCCCGAGGCAGGCUGGAUUCUCGACGACAUCUACCGUGGUGUUGCGACCAAGGAGCAAAAGGCGAUCAUCCUGCGCGAGUGGUACGGCCCUGAGUUCUCCCUGUUCAGGAAGGACGGCGACAAGACCGAAACGGCCGAGCUGGCUCAGAUCCUGGAGGAGAACCCCGAAAAACGCGGUCCCAUCAUCAAGCACCUCCUGGGCAUGAUCGACCAGCUGAUCCAGAAAAAGAUGAACGGCUUCACCAUGCUUCACGACGCUAUGCUGCAAUGCUUCUUGAACCUGAAGGCUGGCAGUGAGGAGCAAACGGAGUUCACCCAGAAGAUCAAGGACGACGAAACAGGAGACCUACUAAAGAACAUGGCAUUCACAAAAUCUGGCUCGAGACUUGCCUGCCUUCUUCUCGCUCACGGAAACGCCAAGGACAGAAAGCAAUAUCUCCGACUCUACAAGGAUACCUACGAGGCCAUGGCUGGCGAUCAAUUCGGCCACCGGGUUAUUCUCACAGCCUACGAUGUUGUAGACGACACUGUGCUCACAUCCAAGACGAUAUUUCCCGAGGUACUGGGCAAGAAUGAGGAGAAACAUAACGUCAUUUUUGGCGCCAACGACCUCAAUGCGAGGAUCACCCUCCUUUAUCCUUUUGAGGGCACAUCCAAGGCAUUGUUCCCUCUGAGUCAUCAAGGAGACCUGGAUAUCCUCAACGAGAUCAACGAGAUCCGCCAGUCCACUAGCAAAAAGAAUGCUGAGGUUCGACGCAAGGAGCUGGUAACUGCGAUGUCCCCAGCUUUAUUAGAAGCCAUCGCGGUGUCCGCCAAAGACCUGGUGUCGAGCUCCUUCGGCUGCCAAUUUGUGGCAGACGUGCUGCUGGGCGCAGUCGGAGACAAGACAUCGGCCUUGCAGGCAGUCGCUGAGGCAGCCGCGGGAGACCCGUCACCGUCGGAAGACGCUGAAGAGCUGUAUUCCUCAGCGUACCCUCAUCCAGCGCAGACGGCUUGGGCGGAAAGGAUGUACAAGACAUUAAUCCAGGGCGGACGAUUUGACAAGGCAACCAAGAGUAUCAAGCUGGUAGAGCCUCCUCUGGACUUCGCGAACGUACUCUACCCGGUCAUCAAGGAUCACAUAGUGGCUUGGUCCACCGGGCGCAGCUCCUUUGUUAUCGUUGCCCUGCUGGAAUCGGAGAGCUUCUCCCAGAAGGAGAAGAUCAGAAAGGUGCUCAAGAAAAACAAAGCGGAGCUCGAGAAGGCAGCGACCACUCCCGUAACCAAGGAAGACGCGGGGAACGAUGCCGAGAAGCAAGGGGCAGGGAAGCAGAAGAAGGGUCGACAAGGGAAGAAGCCGCCAGCAACUGGAAAUUCAGGGUCACGGAUACUUCUCCAGAAGCUGUGAAACUUUAUUUCUCUUCACCCAGUCCGGCAGCUGUGUAUGCAGGGGUAGUUUGGCAGGAAAUCAUAUACUAGAGCGGCCUCCAUCCCAACUAUACCAUGAGCACACGCAUGAGAGCCGGCCGGGAUGUCGGGAGUUGGCGAACGAGCUGUCCGACUCGGGGCGGCUCGUCACACUGGUUCGAAGACUGGCCCUGCGAUGUAACUGUGACGGCAAGGCAUUCCGAGAAAGGGAAGGGGUGAGGCUGAAAGGUGGGGCAUGGUUCACCCAUGUGGGAGCUCGCUAGAUCGGAUCUGACAACCGGACGGAGGGGACCACAGGGACCGGGGCCCGAGCAAAGACGCAGACCCGGGCCUGGGGUAAUGAAACCACGACAUGCGUAUCAUCAGCCAGCAGCGAACCGUGGGAACUUGGGGGGCAGAUCAUGUAUCCAAUUGGCUGCCCGGGUGAAUAUAAGACUCGUGAUAAUACCCUUUUUGAGAGUGCCAGUUGCGAGCUAGUCUCCCUUUCA